AUUCACAUCGGGUUCGGUAUUUCAUAAACUCGCUCAAAAUGGUUCGCCAGAAAAACAGGUAUCUUUUGUGUGAAAUUGUUUAUAUGGAUGGUAAGAGAUUGAAAAGAAAUCUUAAAGAAAGAGAUAUUUACCAUUGUGUCCGAGAGGCGGUGGCCAGGGAGCAUGGCGACUAUGGAUUGGCUACAUGCAUAAAAUCCCUGUCAGUGCAGGCUUACUUCCACCCUAACAUAGUGAGGAUCAAGGUCUCAAGAGAUAGCCAUAAAAUGCUGCAGUCAGCACUGUUCUUUGUUCGUAAGAUUGGGCAGUACGAGGCUUUCUUCAACACACUUCACAUUUCUGGCACUAUAAGAACCUGCCAAAAAUUUUACAUCGGUUACCUGAGACGAGAACUUCCACAGCUUCUGAAGGAAUGUAGGACUCCAGAUGAGGAAAAGGAGGUGAAGAAGGCCAUUUCAUCCUGUGUUGCUGUAGAAGUGACUUGAGCAAGAUCAGGGAUACAGAGGGUAACACUGAAAUCCAGUACUAUACUGACUCUGAAGAACACUGGGGAAAUGUUACAGAGAUGGAGAGAAAAUGUUCAGCAACCUACAUUUAUCAGUGACUGUUAAUAGUAAACCUAACAUGACAUAUCAAAUAAUUCAAUAGAGAUUUUGAAUGAAUAAGUACAUGGGUGAACGCUCUUGCUCUGUCUUUUUUAAAUCAAAGCAUUAUCAAGAUAUACAUGUUAUAUUAUAUAUAAUUAUGUUAGUUCUUGAAAAGAAAAGGAAUUCAUAAUAAUUCAUUUCCUAAUUAUUUUCUUUGUAAAUAUGAAAUGAAUUUAACUAAAUGUAUCAUUGAGAUUCGAACCAGUGUGGUACAAUGUCAAAAAAAUAAAUCUUUACUAACA
Molecule: messenger RNA, 886 nt
Organism: Saccostrea cuccullata (small rock oyster)
Lineage: Eukaryota; Metazoa; Mollusca; Bivalvia; Ostreida; Ostreidae
Product: ribonuclease P/MRP protein subunit POP5-like
Exons: 5
Coding region: 39-482 (147 amino acids)
Biological process (GO): tRNA 5'-leader removal
Cellular component (GO): ribonuclease P complex
Molecular function (GO): ribonuclease P RNA binding
Source: RefSeq, a predicted model, not a curated record